Dictyostelium discoideum AX4 is the source of this 4128-nucleotide messenger RNA. RefSeq lists its product as hypothetical. Bases 1 to 4128 code for a protein of 1375 amino acids. The record is from RefSeq and is a predicted model, not a curated record. Lineage: Eukaryota; Evosea; Eumycetozoa; Dictyosteliales; Dictyosteliaceae. The transcript has a single exon.
AUGGGUGAUAAUUAUAUUGAAGGAUUAUUUUGGCAAAUAUUUCAUAAUAAAUAUUUGCUUAGUUUAAUUUUUAAACAAAUUCAUUGUUUAGAAUGGAUUGAAUAUGAUGAUCCACAAAACAUUCACCCAGAAAAUCGUAAAAAAUUUAAAGAUAUUCAUUCUUUAGAUUGGAUGAUUAAAAAGAACCUUUAUCAAUUAAUAAAGUGUAAAUUGGAAUCCAAUGAUUAUAUUAAAAUUAGUAAAAAUUCAAUCACUACAUUUUUUUCAGCAUUGUCAAAAUCAAGAAUUGAAUUCGUUAAUACUACAUCAACAACAACAAUAACCACAACAACAGCAUCAACAACAACUAAUAAUAAUAACAAUGGUAUAUUAAAAGAGAUUUUAAUAUUAUUAUUAAAAAAUAAAAGAAUAGAAUUUGAAAUCGUAGAUUUAAUACAUGUAGCUACCAAAUGUAAUUGUGUUGAUGCAUUGGAAAUAUUAGGAAAUCAAGAAUACUCUUUAAAAGUUAACCCAUCAGCUUUAGAAUAUGCAAUAUCAACUUAUUCUGAUCCACAAAUCCUUCAAAUCUUAUUAAAACUCAUCAACACCAACAGUGAUAAAAACAAUAUUAUCUAUAAUAUGGAAAUUCAAAGAAUAAAAAAGAAUUCAAUCAACUUGGCAUUAAAAUCUAAAAUUAAUGAAUUUACUGAAAACCAACUAAUUUCCUUAUUUUCAGUUUUUGAUUUUAAAAACUAUAAUAAUAAUAAUAAUAAUAAUAAUAAUAAUAAUAAUAAUAAUAAUAAUAAUAAUGAAGAGGAACAGCCUUUAAAGAGAUUUAAAUCAAGUAAUAAUAAUAAUAAUAAUAAUAAUAAUAAUAAUAAUAAUAAUAAUAAUAAUAAUAAUAAUAAUAAUAAUAAUAAUAAUAAUAAUAAUAAAGAAAUUAUUGAAAUUGAUAUAACUAAAAUUGGGUACUCAAUGUUUUUAUUAUUUAAAGAUAUAGAAUUAAGGAAUAAAUUAAUUGAUUUAGAUAUAGUUUUAAAAGAAAAUGGAAAACUACCAGACCUUUCAAUAAAUAGCACAAUCGGUGAACUUCUAUUAGUAUUAAAAAUAUAUAAUAAUUAUUGUAUAGAUAAUGAUAAUGAUAAAAUAAUUUUUAAUUACGAUAAUGAUAAAAAUAAUAACAAUGAGAAGUCAAUUAAAAAACUACAAAAAUUAUUUAUAAAAACAAUAAUAAAAAAAUCAUUAUCUUCAAAAGGUUCUCAAAAAUCAAAUAAAACUGAUGAAAUUAUUUAUAAACAAAUAAUUGACUUUUAUUUAGAAUACACACUAAAAUAUAAAAAAACAAUCAAAGAACUACACAACAAUGAUAAUAAUGAUAAUAAUAAUAAUAAUAAUAAUAAUAAUAAUAAUAAUAAUAAUAAUAAUAAUAAUAAUAGUGAAUUUAUUGAAUUUUUUAGAAUUUUAGAAUUAAAAGAGAAUGGUAGUUUAAAAACUCAACUUCCAAUAGAUUUAGAGAAUUGUAAAUGGAAUCCAAUUUUAUUUGAGAUUUUAAAAAAAAAGGAUAAUGAUAUUAUUAUAAUUAAAGAAAAAUCAAUUUUAGAUUGGAUUUCUGAAAAUAAUGAUAAAUGGAUUGUUCAAUCAUUUUUAAUUGAAAAAAAAAAUAUAUUAUCAUUUAGAUUUGAAUCUGUAGAAUUAUUAUCAUACUUUUUAAAUCUAUGUGAAUCGAAAUUAAAUUCUAGUAGCAGUAGCAGUGGCAGCAGUAGCAAUGGCAGUGGCAGUAGUAGUGGUUGUGCAGGGAAAUUAAAGAAACUCAUAUAUAAUUUCAUUUGGUAUAAUUCAGUAAUCAAUUUUAAUAUUGAUAAUUUGAAAUAUUUAAAUUCUUUAGGAGUAAUAUUUGAAGAAGAUGGUGAAAAAUUAAUUUCAAGUACAGCAACAACAGAAACAAUAAUAAUAACAACAACAGAAACUAAAACUACAACAGAAACAAAAGUAUUAGAAUUAAUUGAAUAUUUUAAUGAAAUUGGUUUUAAAAACUUUUCAAAAAGUUCAUUUAAAUUAUUUCAAAAUGAAAUUAUUAAUCAAAUCAAAAAUUCAAAAAUUUAUUCAGAUAUUAAAUUAAAUAUUGAAAAUAUGGAAGUUGAUAUUAUAAAAAAUCUAUUAAUAGAAUCAACUUUAUCAUUAGAUUUACCAAUUUUUGAAUUAAUAAUAAAUAGUACAAUUUUUGAUAAGAAAAAAGAGGAAACUACCAAUCAAUUCAACUCAAAUAAAGUAAUAUCUUUUAGUGAUAGUGAAGGUGAUAGAUUUUAUGAUUCACCAAGAUAUAUUUUUAGUACAACGAUUUAUCAUGAUGAAAAAUCAAAUGCAAAGGAAUUACAUUCAAUAAUUAUAAAAUUAAUUGAACGAUUAAAAUCAAUUCCAAUCGAAUCAUUUGAAUCAUUGAUUCUUAUAAUUAAAUUUAUUUUUGAAAAAUUAAUUCAAUCAAAGAAAGUAACAAAAGAACAAAUUAUAGAAAUUAAUACACUAUUUCAAAGUAAUUCAGUACCAAUUAAACACACUUUAUAUCAUUCAUUCUAUUACCUACAAAUUAGAGAUACCAAAUUUAUAAAAUUCAUUUUAUCAAUACCAAGAAUAACUGAACCUUUUUCAAAAUCAAAAGAAAGAUAUUAUAAUUGUUCAAUCGAGUAUCAAAUUGAUCCAACUGUUUAUGACAUUAUUGAUUAUUUUGAAUCUGAUAAAUUUACAUUUGAUUUUAUAUUUGGUAAAAAUAAUAAUGGUGGUAGUGGUGAUUAUAUCAAUUCAUUCGAUAAAAUUAUUGAAAUGUUAAUUUCACAAUUAUUUUUAAAUUAUAUCAAUAUAAUUGAAUACCCACAUUAUCUUGAUGAAUUUCAUGAAUUUAUGAAUUUAACAUUAGAGUAUUUAUUAUUAAUUAAAAGAGUAGAUUUAUUCUUUGAUCAAUUUGAAAUCAUUCAAGAUCACAUUGAUUGUCUACGUGAAAAAGUACCAAUAGGUUCAACAUUCCCUUUGAAAACUUAUUUAUAUCAAGUACCAGCAUUUUCACUAUUAUCAGCAAGUAAGUUAAGAGAUGAAUCUAUUAGAAAGUUACCUUUAAUGCCUCCAACUGAACAACCUUUAACAACAACUAAAAUCAAACAACAAGAAGAUCUAUUUAUUAAACCCGUUGUUUUAAUAAACUCUUUUGAUUUCUCUCCAAAAGUAAUAAGUUUAUCUUGUAAAAUAAUGAACACAGAUGAAAUUCAAAGAUUUAUAGAAUUUAAUUUUUACCAAUCAGCAUUUCAUUCUGCAAUUUUUGAUGAAUCAAUAUUUAAAAAUAAUUUUGAAAUUUCUAAAUUUAUCUUAGAGAAUUAUGAAAUCACCAUUUCAUCUUUAAAUACUAUUACUUCAACACCUCAAUUAGUUAAUAGUUGUGAUAGUUAUUUAGAAUCAAAAUUCUUUUUAGAGAAUUAUUUCGAAAGAGUAAAAAAGCCUUUUAAAUUUCAAUCAAUGGUUUUUAAUCAAUCAAAAAAACUAUUUGAAGUUAGAUUUUUAGAAUUCUUACAAUCGCAUUUCUUAAAGAUUAAAAAUCAAGAUAAUUAUAAAAAAUUAAUUAAUCCUUCAACACCAUCUGAUAUUAAAAAAUUAAUUUUAAAAGAAACUUAUAAUUAUUUAUUACAUCAAUUUGAAAUAGAUGAAAUUGAUAAUCCUACUAAAGAACAUGAAUUAAUUAGUAUUGAAAAAUCAAAGGUUCAGUCUAAUGUAUUAUCAAAACUUUUUAAUCAAAGUGAAUAUCAAAAUUUAUUUAAAAUAAUUUUUCAAGAAGAUACUCUUCAACAACAACAACAGGACGAUGAAGAAGAACUAAAAAAUCAGUAUAUUAAUGAUAAUAAUAAUAUAUUUAUAAGUGCAUUUGUUUUAGGUAUUACUCAUUUAUGUAACUUGGUUAUCUCUUAUUAUCCAAAUCAAUUUAAAAUUACAAAUUACUCAAUCACUCAUGCAAUCAAAAACAAUAAUAUUCAUAUUCUAAAAUAUUUUUAUAAUGACAAUAGUAACAAAAUCAAUAGCAUUAAAAACGAUCCAAUUUUAUUAAACCACCUUAAAAUAUCUUUAUCUAAUAAUAAAUUAUAUAAAUAUGAUUUGGAUUGGGUUAAUUAA